Messenger RNA from Pelodiscus sinensis (Chinese soft-shelled turtle), 3090 nucleotides. NCBI's taxonomy places the organism in Eukaryota, Metazoa, Chordata, Testudines, Trionychidae. The record is from RefSeq and is a predicted model, not a curated record.
AUGUGUGAGUGCAGAAACCCAGAAGCACACAGGGAAUGGAGGAGCAGCCAGCAGCUUUGUGCUGCCUUCUCCUGCUACUCCAGGCCUGGAAAUAAGAAACCAACCCCUACCCAGCUGCAGCUACUGGUGGUGCCCCAGGGUUUAGUAACUCACUCUGGGGAGCAAACCACAGAUCAGACACAAAAAGAAUCUUUGUCUCCAUCCCCCAACACCGUAUCACCUGUGCCUUUAAAUAAUCCAACGAGUGCCCCAAGAUUUGGAACAAUUAUUCCUAAUCGCAUCUUUGUAGGAGGAAUCGAUUUUAAGACUAAUGAAAAUGACCUAAGGAAAUUUUUUGCCCAGUAUGGGUGUGUGAAAGAAGUGAAGAUAGUGAAUGACAGAGCUGGAGUAUCAAAGGGGUAUGGUUUCAUUACAUUUGAAACUCAAGAAGAUGCACAAAAAAUUUUACAAGAGGCUGAAAAACUUAAUUAUAAGGAUAAGAAACUGAAUAUUGGUCCAGCAAUAAGAAAGCAACAAGUAGGGAUUCCUCGAUCUAGCAUAAUGCCAGCAGCCGGAACAAUGUACUUGACCACUUCAACUGGAUAUCCUUACACUUAUCACAAUGGAGUAGCUUAUUUUCAUACUCCUGAAGUUGCAUCUGUUCCACAGCCAUGGCCUUCACGCUCCAUUUCCAGUUCCCCUGUAAUGGUAGCUCAACCUGUUUAUCAUCAACCUGCAUAUCCUUACCAGGCACCUCCACAGUGUCUUUCAGGGCAGUGGCAAUGGAGUAUUCCACAGUCUCCUGCCUCUUCAACCUCAUUCUUUUAUCUGCACCCUUCUGAAGUUAUUUAUCAGCCAUUAGAAAUUGCACAGGACAGUGGAUGUGUACCUCCUCCUUUCUCUCUAAUGGAAGCUGCAAUUCCAGAGCCAUAUUCUGAUCAUGGAGUUCAAGCAGCAUAUCAUCAAGUUUAUGCACAGAGUGCGAUAGCCAUGCCAACACCUGUGAUGCAGCCUGAGCCAGUUAAAGAACCAAGGUUACAUUCUGUGAGAAGAAAUUUUUCACAUCCUUCAUCUUUGAGUUUGAAACCUCGAUAUACACGAAGCCCUCACUUUCAUCCUAGAAAAGAUUACAGAAUGGAAGAUACAAUUCUCACUCCACCUUCUUCUACAGACUCUGUUAAAUAGAAUUUUAGAUGUCUACCAUGCUAAUAUGUCUAGAAGAUGCAGGGUAUGUAAUUUUGUAACUCAUCAUUAACCGAGUAUGCCUAUGUUAAAACGCCCUUUCUUUUUCUAAAAGGAAUAAAAAGAAGUCUUGCAGUUCAUGUCAGCAAACACAGGAUAUGCCGGAUAAAAUCAUGGUUUCCUUUAUCAAUUAAUGUAUAUUUAGGUGACAGACUUGAAAUUUGUGAUAUACAGGCUAUUGUAUAUCCACUAUUUAUUAAAGUAGUUUGAAAAACAGCAUAUUUGUAUUAUAGAAAAAAUUAAAAUUCCUUUUGUAUUAGAUAAAUUACAACAGACAUUUUCAACAUUUGAGCCAUUUUCUUGUAGACUGACAGCAUAUACUGUAUUUGAUUACCAAUUAUUUUACAUAUUAUUAUUUAAACAUAACAGUAUUUUUUCAUGUCAUGCUUAGUUUGUGUAACUUUUUUGUUGUUGAAAUCAAAUCAAAUCAAAAUUCUUGCUUAGGUGUAAUUUUAGUUACUUUGCAAUAAGAAUUUUAAGAAUAAAAUUUGGACCAUUGGUUUAUAAUUCCUUACCUUUAUCUGAGGCUGACACUGUUCUUAAAUAUAGUAUACAAUACAUUCUUGUUUAUUAUAUGAUUUUAGAUAUAGAAAAUGAGUAAAAAAUACGUAAUUAUCUAUAUUUUAAGACAACUGAAAACCUUCACCUUGCACUUAAAUAUAAUUAUUUUCUACUGGCUAUGCAUGAUUAAAAACUCAUUGACAGCCUAUAUCAUGUGUUGAGAUGGAAUACAAUUUUCUCCUCAACUGCAAGGAAUUAAUAAUUGCUCCUCCCCUGCCUUUGCCUUCCUUUAUAAGGAUUCCAUCUAUAUUAUUACAUUUUAAAUUCCUGAUCGAUUAAAACUGUAGUUAAUAUGAGUGCAAGCCGUGGCUUAUUGUUUCUGUAGUAGUGAAAGCCUUCAUCUCUACCUUUAAACUUUUUUUAAUUUGGAGUGGCUUGAUAGUGACUUUCCAACUGUGAUUGUAGUAUUCUGUUUUAGUUUUGUAUCAAGUGAAGGUCUUGAAGAGUGGGCAUGAUAUAUAGCAGUAACAGACAUAUACAUAGAUAGUAUUCAGUCUUAUUUAAUAUCCACUCUAGCACACAAUGGGCUUUUUAUAUUGUGCUGGGCUUGAUUUAGAUCUUUCUUAAACUGGUUUAACUCCAAAUGAUUAACAUUGCAAUAAAUGGAGAGUCAGGCACAUAGUAUAUUAUUUUAUUUACUGUCUUAGUAACACUCCAAGACUAAAGCAGUUUUGCACCAUUGUUGAACAGAACAAGAUCACACAUAAACAUGAUUUAUACCUCUUGUAAAAAAUGUUUGUGAUAACCCAACAACUGUCAUUUUUAAAGAGUUUGUCAAAAUGUAAAUAUAACUUGGGUUCUUGAGGAUAUCAGCUCAUUCUAUUGGGGCAGAUCUUCAACUGGUUUAAAUUCUCAUUGCUCCAUUGAGACAAUCUACACCUGAUGAGCAUCUGCCCAGUUGUUUUUAUAUUUGGUUUAGGUGUUAGAAUUUAUCUGAGUAGAUAUGUUAUGGGCAUUUUGGCACAUCCUAAAACUGCGUCAUCUGUGUGGAAGCAUUUGCUCAGUUGUAAAUAUUUUGUAAGCAUUCUUCUGACUGCAAAGAUAACCAGAAAAGGCCUUGUGUUCUGUUAUUACAGCCUUACUUCUAAUAUCAUGAAAAAAAUGUAAAUAUCCAUUUGACCCAUGUUUUCAGGAUGAGUUCUAAAUCUUACUUUCUUAGAGUUCAUAGUUUUAGUGUGUUCGUUGUUCUAUUAAAACAUUUUAUUACAGUAAUUUUAAAUUGAAGAGGUCCAAGAAGAAAAUUUAUUAUGCAGUAAUCUAUUCAACAGUAUUGUUUUACAGCUGAAGUCUUUUGAUCUAAUUGCUCAA